Messenger RNA from Polyodon spathula (Mississippi paddlefish), 2740 nucleotides. RefSeq names its product zinc finger protein with KRAB and SCAN domains 8-like. The coding region runs from base 33 to 2615 and encodes 860 amino acids. The transcript has 6 exons. Lineage: Eukaryota; Metazoa; Chordata; Actinopteri; Acipenseriformes; Polyodontidae. The record is from RefSeq and is a predicted model, not a curated record. Gene Ontology annotation, biological process: regulation of transcription by RNA polymerase II. Gene Ontology annotation, molecular function: RNA polymerase II cis-regulatory region sequence-specific DNA binding; DNA-binding transcription factor activity, RNA polymerase II-specific.
CAGAUGCGGACAGUAACCAACCUCUCAGAAACAUGAACCCCGACUGGAGUGAACAAGACUGCCGCAGGAACGGGAUCCAGGGAUUAUUCAUCAGAGUUAAAGAUAAUACAGAGAGGCAGACUUUCACUGGAGCAGAUGAGGGGCCAAGGGUAGAAGCUGUUUACACACGAGAGGGGAUCUUUCAUCAUGAACAGAGUGCAAGUUUAAUGCAGGUUACAGAGCAGAUGUCUUUGCAAGGUAAAGAAGCCCCAAGGUUUGAGUCUGUCCACAUUAAAGAGGAGGCCGCUGAGCUGCAGCCUGUCUGCAUUAAAAAGGAGGCACCUGAACAGGGGUCCAUUUUCAUCACAGGGGACAUUUCUAAAGAAAGUAAAGUCAAUAUACUGGACGAGAAUAUAGUUAACCUGGGCUCUAAGCAUUGUGUUUAUUGUCCACCUGAAUUGGUCCACGUGAAAAACAAUCAGUCUGUCUCUGAAGACACUUGUUCUAGUGUUGGAGGAGAGGGCACUGUGCUGGGGUCCAUUCAGAGAAAACAUCACACCCCUCAGGAAAGAGCUGCAGGUGGAAAGGAGGAAGGAGCAGCGCCGUCCACUAGCAGCACAGCAUCAGAUACAGGAAGACACAACUCCACUGCAGCACCCCAGGGAAAAAUCUCUUCUGAUGGCAAAAUGCAGCGUAAGAAACACAGAGAGUCGUCACCCCAAGAUGAAUAUGUGAAGAAACUAGGAACUUGCUCAGUUCAAAGUUCUGUACAAGAUAGCAGACCACUUGCUCUGGGUUAUAUAGUGACUCCACAUCCUGAGGGUGUUUACAGUUCUGCAACCCAGGGCAACUUCAUUCCCCUACAAACUCCUCAGCAGAUUCCUUCAGAGCAGAUCUUGUAUCACUGUACUGAAUGUGGCUCCAACUUCAGUGACCUGGGAAACCUGAAAGCACACCAACAGAUUCACAAAGAACAGACACCCCAUCACUGUACUGAAUGUGGAAAAAGCUUCAGAUGGGUAGGUGGGCUUAUAACCCACCAGCGUAUUCACACAGGAGAGAAGCCCUAUCUGUGUACUGAGUGUGGGAAGAGAUUUAUUCAGAAAUGUAACCUUCAGUCACACCAGCUAAUUCACACAGGAGAGAAACCGUUUCACUGCGCUGACUGCGGGAAGAGAUUCAGAGGUUCAAAAGACUUAAAACUACACCAGCGAAUUCACACUGGAGAGAAACCAUACCUGUGUCCUCAAUGUGGGAAGAGUUUCAGUUGGAGAAGCAACCUUAGAAUACACCUCAGAAUCCACACGGGAGAGAAGCCCUUUGAGUGUACUGACUGCGGGAAGAGAUUUGUAGAGUCAAAUAAACUGAAGAGACACCGUCGAGUUCACAGAGAUUUAAUCAGUCUCAGAAACAUGAACCCCGACUGGAGUGAACAAGAUAAUACAGAGAGGCAGACUUUCACUGAAGCAGAUGAGGGGCCAAGGGUAGAAGCUGUUUACACACGAGAGGGGAUCUUUCAUCAUGAUCAGAGUGCAAGUGUAAUGCAGGUUACAGAGCAGAUGUCUUUGCAAGGUAAAGAAGCCCCAAGGUUUGAGUCUGUCCACAUUAAAGAGGAGGCCGCUGAGCUGCAGCCUGUCUGCAUUAAAAAGGAGGCACCUGAACAGGGGUCCAUUUUCAUCACAGGGGACAUUUCUAAAGAAAGUAAAGUCAAUAUACUGGACGAGAAUAUAGUUAACCUGGGCUCUAAGCAUUGUGUUUAUUGUCCACCUGAACUGAUCCAUGUGAAACCCAGUCAGCAUGUCUCUGAAGACACUUGUUCUAGUGUUGGAGAAGAGGGCACUGUGCUGGGGUCCAUUCAGAGGAAACAUCUCACCCCUCAGGAAAGAGCUGCAGGUGGAAAGGAGGAAGGAGCAAUGCCAUGCACUAGCAGCGCAGCGUAUAUAGGAAGACACAACUCCACUGCAGCACCCCAGGGAAAAAUCUCUUCUGAUGGCAAAAUGCAGCAUAAGAAACACAGAGAGUUGUCACCCCAAGAUGAAUAUGUGAAGAAACUAGGAACUUGCUCAGUUCAAAAUCUUUCUGUACAAGAUAGCAGACCAUUUACUCUGGGUUAUAUAGUGACUCCACAUCCUGAAGCUUUUAACAAUUCUGCAACCCAGGACAACUUCAUUCCCCUACAAACUCCCCAGCAGAUUCCUUCCGAGCAGAUCUUGUAUCACUGUACUGAGUGUGGCACCAAUUUCGGUGACCUGGGAAACCUGAAAGCACACCAACAGAUUCACAAUGAACAGACACCCCAUCACUGUACUGAAUGUGGAAAAAGCUUCAGAUGGGUAGGUGGGCUUAUAACCCACCAGCGUAUUCACACAGGAGAGAAGCCCUAUCUGUGUACUGAGUGUGGGAAGAGUUUUAUUCAGAAGUGUAACCUUCAGUCACACCAGCGAAUUCACACGGGCGAGAAACCGUUUCACUGCUCUGAUUGUGGGAAGAGUUUCAGUUGGAGAAGCAACCUUAGAAUACACCUCAGAAUCCACACGGGAGAGAAGCCUUUUGAGUGUACUGAGUGUGGGAAGAGAUUUGUAGACUCAAAUAAACUGAAGAGACACCGUCGAGUUCACAGAGAUUUAAUCAGUUAGGACACUUAAAAAAACAAUGCAGUUUACAGAAUGAAAGCACCUCACUCACACCAGAAUACCAACACAGACCCAUAUGAAUCUGUCUGUUUCAAUUGCAGAUAACUGUUAAAAUAAAUUAAUUAAAA